UCUAUGUUGUAUUCAAAAUUAAUUGAGUCUAUAAUAUUUUUGAGCAGGGUCAAAUUUCCACUUAAUCGUAUACCACCCCUCCAUAAUAAAAAUUUUGAACUAUCACUGUAAUUAUUGUUAUCGGACACAUUUUCAUUCCCUAUGGAAAAUUCAAACUCUUCCUCUUCUUUAUUUGUUUUAUUGUUUUCCUCUUCUUCAAUUUCUGCUAAUCCUAAUGAGAAGAAGGGAGUAGUGAUGACAGGUGUUACAAUUGUUUUCUUAAUUCUAUCAUUUUCUAUUUUUUCUAAUGAUUUUGGUUCUGGAUCUUUUCUAUCUUUUUCAAUUUUAGUAGGGGUUGAUGUAGUAAUGACCUUUUCACCUUUUGUUUGACUUUUCUCAUUCUUUAUUUCCACUUUCUGACCAUCUGUUCUUAAAGGUUUUUGAGAUGGGACAUUUUCAUUAGAUUUUAUUUUCCCCUCAUUAUUGGGUUGCGCAACAUAUUUUUCUUGUUUUGGUUGGUCUUGUGUCAAUUUUAUUUUUUUAUUUCCUUCAUUUAAUAUUUGAACAUUUUUAUCCACUAAUUUUGGAGGGGAGGAAGGAACAUUAACCUUUUGACUUUUAUUUAAUUCUUUUUUUGCAUCUGCUAUUCUUGGUGGAGAAGAUAGCUAAAAAGUAAUUAAAAUAUUUUUGAAAGAAGUAAUUUAAUACUUGACUCUCUUUUGGUAGUGGUGGUGGUGAAGAAAGAGCAUUUCUUUUUAUUCGUUUUUCUAAUCUUGGAGGGGAAACAAUUAUAUCUUUUGACGUGCUAUCAGGAUUGAAAACAUGGUCUAUUGCAGUAAUUUGAUGUUUAAGUGUCGAAUUUAAAAAAUCGCAUAAUUUUUGAACGUUGGUAUGCGAUGCCCCUGGGAUUGGUAUACGAAGAAUAUGCUUCUGUC
This is a messenger RNA of Meloidogyne enterolobii, 914 nucleotides long. The record is from the annotation of a GenBank genome assembly. NCBI's taxonomy places the organism in Eukaryota, Metazoa, Nematoda, Chromadorea, Rhabditida, Meloidogynidae.